AGAGUUUUUUUCACAAAAAAGACAAGGAUAUCUCAGGUCAAAGAAAGAAAAAGUCCAGUAAAUAUUCCGAUAAAUCACGUGAUAUGACAUUUUACGAUUUUCCUUGGUACUGGUCGGACGAAGAAAUAUAUGAAUAUAUAAGAGAUGUAGGCAAAGAGUAUGAAAAUACUUAUGCACGAGGUGGAGCUAAUAUCACAAUUUUUAGGAAUAGUCAUCAAUAUUUUUUCAUCAUGUUUGACUCUUUAUUGAUGUAAUGCGUUGGCGUUAAC
This is a messenger RNA of Rhizophagus irregularis DAOM 181602=DAOM 197198, 269 nucleotides long. Lineage: Eukaryota; Fungi; Glomeromycota; Glomeromycetes; Glomerales; Glomeraceae. The record is from RefSeq and is a predicted model, not a curated record.